AUCAAUCCCUCCACCACACACAUCUACCCACAGCCGCCGCCUCCACAGCCAAUCCAUCCAACCUCUUCUUCCUCCUCCCGCUGCUCCCCCCUUCAUUCCUCCAAACCCUAGCGCAAACCCUAAUGUCCACCACCGCACACCCUCCUGCCUCCCUCUCAGGGGACUCCUCGCCGACUACCUCCGGCUCAUCCUCCCCCUCCUCCUCUGCUUUCGUCGCUGGCUCCGAUGAGCCCGCGCUUCUCGGGCCAGCCACCUCGACUUCCACCCCCUCUGCUGCCGGGGAUGACGCCGCCGUCCCCUCCUCGCCCCAAAUGGGCAUGUACUUCGAGACGGAGGACGACGCCUACGAAUUCUACAAGGUAUACGCCGCCCGCCUUGGCUUCGUCGUCCGCAAGUCCAACAAGUCCAAGAACUCCCGGCACACCGUCACCCGCCGUCUCUUCGUCUGCUCCAAGCAAGGUUUCCGCCAAGAACCCAAGAAGCCUCAAGAUGAGACCAACGCCACCGACGUCACCGUUGCUGCACCGCCACCGCCUCCUAGGUGCCCGGACUCACGCACCGGCUGCCUGGCGUCCCUCACCAUCAAGCUACUCCCUUCGGCCAAUGCCUUCCGUGUCACUGAAUUUGUCGCCGAGCACAACCACCCGCUCGCCUCUGCAGUGUCCGCGGUGUCACUGGCAAUGAUUCCGUCAAGUUCUUCGCAUCACACCAUUGCCGCUGCUGCAAGCUUGCCGGACCCAAGGGACGGGCCACUCCCAGAGAUGCACUUUGAGACGGAAGAUGACGCCUAUGCCUUCUACAACCGGUACGCCGAGCAUGUGGGUUUCAGCGUCCGCCGCUCAUACAAGAAGCGCAAGCAUGGGGUGAUUGUGUCUCGUAUCUUUGUUUGUUCACGUGAGGGCGUCAGUGACCGUGCCAAGCACGAUGGUCUAGCCAGUAUCAGCACCAAUGCUGGUGGAGGGGCACCAGGUACACCUAGGCCAGGCCCACCACCAACACGAACAGGUUGCCAGGCAAGAAUGGUGAUCAAGAUCACCCCAUGCCGAACAUACCGGGUUGCUAAAUUUAUUGCGGAGCAUAAUCACCCACUCGCUAACUCAGAGACCGUGCACAAGCUGCGGUCCCAUAAGAUGAGGGCUCGAGGGCACGAGCUUGGUGCAGGGGAACUGCAUCGAAGGAAGCAGGGAAAGGGUGUGCAGCUUGGGGAUGCUGGUGCUGCAUUGGAAUACUUGGAAGGGUUGCAGGUGGGAAACCCUUCACUGUAUUAUGCAGUAGGAAUGGCACCUGAUGGGAAUUCAGCUGUAAAUUUCUUCUGGGCUGAUGCAAAGUCAAUCAUUGACUUCAGAAGCUUUGGUGAUGUCGUUUGCUUUGAUACAACAUAUGGGCUGAAUGUGUAUGGGCGACCAUUUGCAUUGUUUGUUGGUGUGGACAACCACAAGCAGUUACUCGUGUUUGGUGCAGCCUUGCUUUAUGAUGAUGGCAUCCAGUCACUGAAAUGGGUAUUUCAGGCAUUUGCUGAUGCCAUGCGUGAUAGGCAGCCAAAGACUAUUCUGAUUGAUGAGCGUUCUGAAUGUGCCAUUGCAGCAGCAGAGGUCUGGCCUGGGAGUAACCAUUGCACAAGCGUGUGGCAUAUAUACCACAGUUCAAAGAGGCACUUGAAGCAGGUGUUCGAAAGCUCGAAAAGUUUUGGCAAUGCUUUGAGCCAGUGUCUCUUUGACUGUGAGGAUGAGAUGGAGUUCUUGUCUGCAUGGGAAAAGCUAAUUGAGAAACAUGACAUUGGUGAGAGUGAAUGGCUCAGCAGACUAUUUCUAGAGAAAGAAAAAUGGGCUCUGCCUUAUAGGAGAACUGUGUUUUCUGCUGAUAUUCUCAGUACUCUUAGAAAGGAUAGUAUGAUUAAUGAGCUAAAACGGGAGCUCAGUGAGCAAGAAGAUAUCCUGCUGUUCUUCAAGCGUUAUGAGACCAUGCUGGAAGAGCAUCGCUCAAAGAAAUUGCAGGCUGAUGUUGAUGGAAAUCAGGUGACUUUGCCAAUCCCGUCCUUGCGGAUGUUAAAACAAUCUUCAAAUGCAUAUACACCUGAAGCUUUCAAGAUGUUCCAGGGUGAGUUUGAGGCUUACAUGAACUGCAUGUCCUUCCCCUGCAGUGCGGUUGGGACAGUGUCAGAGUACAAAAUAACACUUGAUGAGAAGCCAUCAGAGGGCAUUGUGAAAUUUGAUGCCCUAGAUGGCUUGGCCACUUGCAGCUGCAGGAAGUUUGAAUCUGUUGGAAUCCAGUGUUGUCAUGUACUAAAGGUACUUGAUCUCAAGAAUAUCAAGGAGCUCCCAGAACAAUACAUUUUGAAGAGAUGGAGGAAAGAUGCCCGCUCUGUUAGAAUGGGAGAAGAACCUAACUGUGGAUCUAGCAGUAUCAUGCGGUCAUCUUUGGAUGUUCGCUUCUCUAACAUGUGCCGUAUGGUUAGCCUAAUAGCUUCAAGGGCCGCCAAAUCUGAGGAGGCAAUGUCAUACAUUGAGAGUCAAUCAAGCGUUCUUCUGAAGCAUCUGGAUGAAAUUCUGCAGACAGGCUAUCCUGAGAAUGGAAACCAUGAUGUUGCUUCAAGUAGUCAAGCAAUUUCUUUUGUAGGAAAUCAUCCUGACCAUACAACACAAGCAAGAGCAGUUGCACAUACAGCGAAUGGACUGACAUCCUUGUUGGGAAUUUCUGCUUAUCCUGAAUCUAGUGGACAAUUGAAAGUACUUAUAUGUUGCCAUGUUGAUGUAAGCAAGUAUAUCCUGAAGACCUUGCUGUUUCCAAUUUGGACUUGUGUCUUUUGAAGAGAGUUGGAGAAGAGCUGUUAAAUUGCUCGUGCGAUAUUUAUUCUCCCAUGUGCAAUUUAAAAAUGCACACAGACUAGACAGCUGCACUUGCACGCCAGAAUCAUUGAUGUCCUCUGCUGUCCAGUUCUGCGGGGGGCAGUUGGCAUGUCUGGUUCACAGUCUGCAUCCAGCCAUCAACAGAAAACUCGCCGCUGCCGCCGCCUAUGCGCAUCGUCCUUCACCCACACUGGUCGCCUGGGAUACCGCCAUCACCAUCUGCGCAAGGACUGGGAGGUCGUGCUGGUCCGCCGCGGCGUCGAGCAUGCUAGAUCCUUCCUCUGCUGGAUCAUGGAUGUUGGGGUCGCCGACGGCGAGGGGGGCGUCCAAGAGAGCGAGGGCAGCAACAGCCAUGCCGCGGUCGCUAUCGCCGGAGAGGAACUACCCGCAUGUUGGAGGAUGCGGGAAUCACGUUAACUCGUAGCGCUGCCCUCGGCAUCCCCACCAAUGCGUUGUGCCGCAUCCUCUCGCCUUCUCGUGGAUGAUUUUUCCCCUCGUCGCCGCCCUGCCUCCAGCACUGCAGCGGCAUGUACGGGUCCUCCACCUCUAACCUCCCCCGGCGCAAGCUGAAGCGACAGCAGUGGCAGGGAGGAGCAGACCAAGCCGCCCAAGAAGCGUUGGAUCAAGUCAUGAAAGAUUGCUGGGACUGGGAGGAGCGAUGCCAGUGGCGGAGACAAGCCUAGGGCAGUUGGGGCUAUAGCCCUAGGCGUAAUACCAAUAUCCUUUGUAAUUCCUUUUUAUACACAACAUAUAAAACCACUAGAGUGUAUCACUCAAGCUAGCUUAGCCCUAGGCGUAAUCUCAUGCUAGCUUCGCCACUGAGCGAUGCUGCCAGCGCAUGGAGUGUGAAGCGGCUCCUGGUGUCAGGUUCAAUUUCUCUGUUUUUUCUUUUGUCGGUCUCCUCCUAUUUCUGUUUUUUCCUGUGGAAGUAGGGAUGGCAAGGACCCAAGGACAAAUGUGGGUGCCCCACUGGCAGGCGCUGGAUGCGAUUCUUGACAAACUGCAUAAGUGCAUGCUUUCACAUCCUGUACAAGUUUAUUGAACUUACAAGGUUGCACAGCCGGUUCUUGCCGACGUGCCCUUCUCGUUGGUGCCGGCGGAACCCACAGCGUCAUCAGUGUCAGGAGGAACCGGGGGAGGAAGAGAACAUCAGCAGCCCCUGCAACACGGGCUCAUGCAGGCUACUGCGGCGAUGCCAGUGCCAAGGCGAGCGCGAGCCAUGGCAGCAGCAUCUCCCGGUACCUGACCAAGAUCUGCCCGGCUGGCAUGUUGAUGGCUUCCUCUUGGACGGUGCCACAAUCUCAGCUAGAGUCAUAGUCUCCAUACCGGGGGUGAUGGGCAGCCUUUCUUGAGGAUUAUUGUGACCGAAGUGACUGAUUGUUGGCAGAACUUCGAAGAAAUGUGUCAGGUGGAGUAAGAACGAAUAUUUCUUGUGGCUUAUGAUGGCAGGGUGAUGGGCAGCCUUUCUUGAGGAUUAUUGUGACCGAAAUGUGUCAGAUUAUGAGAUGCAAAUUUUGCCCGAUUGAUGGUGUGUUUAAUGAUUGGAAAAAUGCCGCAUGGUUACAUGGUGGUUAUUAGUUAUGGCCAGUACAUGCAUGAUAUUGGUGCAAUUCUUUUUUGAUCUUCCAUUCCCCUUUUCACUACCUCAUUGCUCCAAUCAGCUGUAGGGUCUGAUUUUCUAUUGUGAUUCUCAAGUCUUAUAUUGUCCAUGUCCAUGUCAUACAAUCAGUUCCGGAACUAUGUGAGUCCUCAAGGCCAAACUGCUUGAAUUCUAUAUGAGGAAGCUCAAAAGUAAUAAGGCAUCCCGCAAGUUAGCAAAAUUGCAGAUUUGGGGUAAUAUGCCGCUUCUGACACGGUGAAGUUUGCAUCUACAAACACCAUGGAGAGGAAAGGCAGCAGAAAAAACAUAGAUGUGAGAUGACAAUGAAGUGGAAGAGCCAUUUGUGGUAUGGGGAUGCAACACCAAGUUUUGGAAAUGGUGCAUGCAAGAGGAAGGUGGAACCAUGUACUCCCUCCGUCCCAAAAUAAGUGUCAACUUUGUAUUAGCUUUAGUACAAAGUUGUACUAAACUCGAGACACUUUAUUUUGGGACGGAGGGAGUAUAUUUAUAGCCGCCGUGGGUUGCUCAUGAGUCAAGAUUUGGAAACCUUCGGUUUUGAAUGGCCGAGGUUUACAAAUCCGCUGAGACAUGGGAUUGGAGACAUUUUUCUCUCUGGUGUAUAUGUACCUGCAACUUCCUUGUUCAUCCUAUGCUGCAUAAGCUGUAGUUUAUGUAAAAUAGUAUUUUGGCCUUCUGCACCUAUUUGUACUAUAUCUUAUCCGGCCUGUUUGAAGAUAUUGUUCUGUGGACUGGUGGAUUGGCA
Molecule: messenger RNA, 5209 nt
Organism: Triticum dicoccoides
Lineage: Eukaryota; Viridiplantae; Streptophyta; Magnoliopsida; Poales; Poaceae
Product: protein FAR1-RELATED SEQUENCE 5-like
Exons: 14
Coding region: 123-2807 (894 amino acids)
Biological process (GO): regulation of DNA-templated transcription
Molecular function (GO): zinc ion binding
Source: RefSeq, a predicted model, not a curated record